Drosophila kikkawai is the source of this 867-nucleotide messenger RNA. Its product is annotated as seminase. Gene Ontology annotation, molecular function: serine-type endopeptidase activity. NCBI's taxonomy places the organism in Eukaryota, Metazoa, Arthropoda, Insecta, Diptera, Drosophilidae. The record is from RefSeq and is a predicted model, not a curated record. Gene Ontology annotation, biological process: proteolysis.
UCUAACUGGUCGCUCUUCGUCUCACUCAUCCUGAUGUCCUCGUCUGGGAUAGGGGCUGAGGAGUCCGAUCCGAAGAUUCAGCCCAGGAUCUACAAUGGUAAAUCUACAGCAAAUGGCAUUAUCGGUGGAUUUGGCGUUCAGAUCUUCUACAAAACCAAACUCGUCUGCACGGGAACUCUGCUAACCACACGACACCUUAUCACGGCGGCACACUGCUUCGAGAAUAUGGACCAGUCCGAGUUCCAUGUAGUGGCCGGAAUGACCGCCGAAUUUAACGCCAGUUCCCAAUCGAUAAGGAAGAACGGAAUGGUGGAGGUGCGAUUGCAUCCAGCCUUCAAGAAGAAAAAGUUUAUCGCCGACAUUGCCGUGGUCAAGACUCGGUUUCCGCUGAAGGGCCGUAGCAUUGGCUACGCCAAGCUAUGCCAAUAUCCGCUGUAUAACGUCGACACAGUCACUGUGGCCGGCUGGGGCACCGACGGAAAAAGUACGGAACCCGGCGAACGGAACUACCUGCGCACCAUGCGAAUUCCGAUCGUAGAGCAUAAGGAUUGCGAGAAGAAGCUAGAACGCAAGAUGCCUCCGAACGUCCUGUGCGCCGGCGCCUACAACCAUCGGACCCUGUGCUCCGGCGACUCCGGUGGACCUCUCAUAUGGCGGGGUGAGGUGUGUGGCAUUAGUACAUGGACGUGGAAGUGCGGCGACAACCAGAAACCCGACGUCUUCAUGAGCGUUCGCUACUAUGCCAAGUUCAUCAAAAGCACUAUCAAGGAAAUGGGCUAUAACUAAGUUAACAUUUCUCAAUUUCUGACAACCUAAAAUAAUAUAAUAAAUAAUAUCAAAUUGUUAUAAUGGCACAGGAAUAGUGUA